AUGGCUGCUUCGGUUCCCGAUUUUCCACGACUACCGCCCCGCUAUGCAUACGAUGCAGCGAGGAUCGAACGGCUCUCGGCUCCGUUGAGGACCAGACGGGCAGCAAACGCCUUCGCAGCCGAGCAGCACGACUCGGCCGAGUACGGAUCAAGUCGAGCAGAUGAAGGACCCCAGGAUGGGAACCUCUUGAAAGUAGCGGUAGCUAUCGUGCUCUCGCUUCAUGCUGGCGACGAGGGCUUCGUCUUUGCUGUGCAAGCUGGUGCUGCUGCCAGUCCAGGCGACUCGGGGACGUUCAUGACAGCCUCGGUAAUCCGCGGCAAUGUGGAUCGAAGGAAUGGCAACAUUGGCGAUCUAUUGCGACAGACACAACACUCGAAUAUUAAUGAGAACUCCGGUCCCUCGAAUGGUCCCCGCGUAAUGCUCAAGGAAGGCGAUGCGCAAGGGUCACGUGGUGCGCCAUAUCCGCUAAUGCUGAGCAUGAACACGGCCUCGCCAGACGUCGAGCUCGAGAUCGCCUACGAUACUUUGCUGGUCCCCGAGUUGGAAGCAAGAUGGAUCCUCGAGCAUAUUCUCGACCUUCACGACCAACUGCUCAAACUUGACGAUGCGACCCUGGAGGUCACGCCCCUAUCGAGUCUGAGAAUGCUGUCUCCGUCGGAUCGACAAGUGCUCGUCCAAUAUGCAACUUCAGCACCCACCCUCUCGUACGAACACUACCCCGAAUCAAUCACGACCCUUCAUGGAUUCUUCUUGCACACCGCCGAUGCUCACCCCGAUGCGCCAGCGCUGCAAUUCGACGACCUCGUCCUCUCCUACUCGCAACUACUUCACCUCGCCGCAUACCUCGCCGUCAAAGCGAUCAUCCCCAACCUCGGGUCCAAGUCCAACCCCGUGAUUCCGAUCUGCUUGGACAAGUCACCCGAAAUGAUCAUCUCGAUGCUCGCGGUCUUGCUCUCGGGAGCCGCCUACCUCAACCUCGAACCGGCUUGGCCGGACCAACGCAAGCAGACCAUCCUGAACGAGCUGAAAGAUGUCGGAGCGUUGGCAGACGUCUUCCUUGUCAAGGGCAACGACUAUGGAAAUUCCAGAUGGUCCGGUUGGGAUCAGGCGAAGGAGAAGACUGUCGUCGAUCCUGCGGAAAUCGUUCAAGAGCUUCUCGAAAAUCUUGGAAAGUUGAAGGACAAUUAUCCGUUCGAAGAGACGAGUUGGCCCCCGGUCAAGGCAGAGGAUUUGGCCUACGUCAUUUACACGAGUGGCACGACUGGUGUGCCAAAGGGAAUAGCCGUCGAGCAUCGCAACGUCUCGGCUUUUCUGAGGUGAGCCGAGCAAGCCCCUGUCAUGACGGACCUUCCAACAGCGAGUGGAGACUGACUCGGUUCCCUCGCGAUACGCAGAAACUAUCGAGGAGUCUUCGGUCGUGCAAAAGGCGAGCGAGUGCUGCAAUUCCCGAGCUAUUCGUUCGACGUCUCGGUCAUGAACAUCUGGGACACGUUUGCCGUAAGUAGUCACUGUCGCGAAACCACCUCAGCUGAGGCCAGGUCACCUUGGCUGAUUGUGCAUCAAAUUCGAUCCCCAAACAGCACGGCUCGACACUGUGCAUGACCACCCCAUCCACACUCAUGUCCGAUCUGGCCGGUACAAUCCUACGACUGAACUGCACGCUCGUCGAUCUGACGCCGACGAUCUCCUCGCUUCUCUUCGAGCACCUCGAGUCCCAACCGCUGGACGGCGAAUCCGUGCUUGAGGCUUGGCAAAGGGCUGGGUUCAAAAUCAAGCAACUCAACACGGGCGGAGAGAAGGUCGAAGCUUGGAUCAGGGAUGCUUGGAUGGAUCGAGGUGUGAGGGUCGUGAUUGAUUACGGACCAACGUGAGUCGCUCGCGCCGGAGCUGUUCGGCCCAAUCUAGCGACUGACCAUUUUUUCACUCUCCAGUGAGACGACGGUGGGGGUCAUCGCCAACCAAUCUAAAGAACGAUCGCCACCUUCAGUCCCUAUCGGAAGGCCCGUCGGUGCCACGAGGAUCCAUGUGCUCUCACCGGACACACUCGAAACGCUCCCACUUGGCUGCAUCGGCGAGAUCUGCGUUGGAGGAGCUCAGCUCACGCGCGGAUAUAUCCGCUCAAAGCUCAACGAAGGAGUUUUUGUCGAUGUGGACGGGCUGGGGAGGAUAUACCGAACCGGGGAUCUGGGCCGAUUUUUGGGUGACGGUAAGGGGAGCAUCGAAUGUCUUGGCCGAAAGGAUGGUCAAGUCAAGGUCAACGGGUUGCGCAUCGAGACGGGCGAGAUCGAGCAACACCUCACGUCUAAAGUACACCGUGGGAUUCGGAGAGGGGUCGUAGACAAACUCGAGACUGAUGAUGUUGCCCCUUCGCUGGUCGCAUUCUUGGAUUUGUCAACCGACGAGUUUCCGACGGACGCGGAUCGAUCGAAUGAGGCGCAGCUGGCUGUUCUCCCGUGCUCAACUUCGAGCGAAUUUGCCAGGGUCGUUGAGGAAGCAAAGAGAUAUCUCGGAGGAGUCGUUCCGUCGUACAUGGUGCCAAGGUAUUGGCUACCUGUAAACCGAGUCCCCACGCAAGGAAUGGGCAAGACCGAUCGUAAGUCGCUUCGUCUCUUGGCGGAACGACACGAUUGGAGGACGGCGCGCAAAGCGAUAAAUAGCGAGGGCUCGCGUAAGAGGACGGAGGACGAAUGGCACCGAACGAUGCGCCACACUUGGACAAAGGUGCUCCAAAUGGACGAAGCCGACAUCGGAGAUGAGGACGCGUUCACAAAACUAGGCGGUGACUCGAUCGGAUUCCUCAGAGUGAUCGGCAAGCUGCGACAACAGGGGUUCACCAUCUCGUUCCGCGAGUUGGUGGACUGCGCCACUCUGACGCAAUGCGCAAACGCACUCGAACGUGCUUCGACAUUGAGCUCUGACGCUAGGACUGCUCCGCGGCAGUAUACCGAGUUUUCACUCUUACCUGCGUCGGUGAAACGAGAGACUGUCCUUGACGAGAUCAGGGCCGAGUUGGGAAUCUUGCAUGUAGACGUCGAAGAUGUGCUUCCGACGGCGCCAUCCCAAGAUGCGCUCCUCGCAGCCUCGAUCGACUCGACGCACUACUACGCCCAAGCAAUUUAUCCACUCGCUGACGACAUCGAGAUCGACACCAUUUCCUUGGCACUGUGCAAUCUGGUUCGUAGGAAUGUGGUGCUCAGGACAUGUUUCGGCGUACUCGAGACGACGGGGACGACGAUGCAAAUCGUUCUCGCGGCAGAAAGCAAGCAGGUCCGCCAGUGCGUCAAAGUGCGGACGAUCGAAGCCGACGACAGCGAGAUGGAUGCUCAAAUAGAUGUGAGUGAUUUUCUUGACGUUGGUCUGAAACCACUACGGCCUGCUAAAGACGGAGUUUCCGCUGUACAGGAGUGGCUUGCCACCGAUCGGGCUGCGCACGUCUUUGAAUGGGGCCGGUUACUGCUCAGCUUUGCGGUCUUUACAAGUCCGAGCUCGGGGAAGAAGAAGCUCGCUUGGAGUAUGCACCAUGCCAUGAGGUAAGCCAUGGUCACCUAUCAAGAUGUACUUUCAUUAUCGCUCAGCCUUUUUCCCUCUCCGUUCCCCCAGCGACGGCUGGACCCUCGAGCUCCUAUCAACCGACCUGCGGUGCCUCGUCCACUCGCUCGAACUCGAAUCUCGCCCGUCAUUCUCUUCCAUCGUCAAUUGGUGGUCCUCGACCCCUGCAGACCUUACCUCGAUCGAAAGUUUCUGGAAGACCUACAUGGCCGGCGCCCAACCUCUCAACUGGCCUUCACAAGCCGCUUUGAAAGGCGAACAACUCUCUACGAGCUCGGCCGAGGUAUUACAUUGGUCCGGCGAUCUGAAAGAUUUGGCGAAACGAACGGGAAUCACACCCGCUAUCGCGUCGAGGGUCGCUAUAGCUUUGACGUUGGGAAGGUUCGCAGCAAGCGACGAGGUCGUCCUUGGAAUUGUGAGGUCGGGUAGGGACAUUGAGGUUCUUCAGGCCGAGGUCAUCGGACCUUGCGUCUCCGUUUUACCUUCAAGGACCAAACUGGAUCCUCGGAUGUCGUUAUUACAUCUCGCGGAGAGGGAGACUCAAGAUGAUCGAAAAGCGAGGGCGAAUCAACAGAUUCGAUUGUCGGACUUGACCAAGGUCUGUGAACUAUCCGCCCGUAAGGACCUUUUCGAUAUCCUCGUUACGUACCAAUCCUUGGCCGAACGUGAUGAUGACGAACCGGAACAUAUCAAGAAAUUGAGUUGGCCGAUUCGACAACCGCCGGAGAAGAUUCGUAUGCCGACGGCCUAUACGCUCUCGAUGGAAGUUACGCCUCAAUUAGGCGAGGCCCAGUCGUUCGAAUUGGCGUGCUUUUACGAUCCGAGGCUCAUCGAGUCUGAGACAGUGAAAGGGGUCUUGAAGGCUGUCGCGAGGAUUUUGGAUUACUUUGUCGCGGCGCCGUGCACCAAGAUUGGGGACGUCAAGUUGGACGGUGGGGAGGUGCUUACCAGCAAGCAGACGAGAGAGGUUGAGGAGGUACGGGGAGAGGAAGAGGAAGAAGAAGAAGAGGUCUUGGGCGAUCUGUCAGAGACCAAGCAGAGGAUAACUAAAGCUUGGUCGACGGUACUGAAUAUGAAUCUUGACGAGAUUGGGGACUCGGAUUCGUUCGGGUCGCUGGGAGGUGAUUCGGUGCGUGCGUCCUUGAAAGGAGUCGUGGGCUCGAACAAGUUCCGUCAUUCCACUUGCUGAUGUACGGUGUCAUGCUUUCUGCAGAUCGCGAUGAUGCGCCUCUCGGUCAGGCUGACCAAAGAAGAUGUAGCGAUCCCUGUUCAGGCGUUGACCAAGUUGGCAACGGUCAAGGCGCAAGCGAGGUGGUUUGUUAGGAACAAGCAGGAGAAGAAACAGGGGCGAGCGAUGUGA
Messenger RNA from Microbotryum saponariae, 4909 nucleotides. NCBI's taxonomy places the organism in Eukaryota, Fungi, Basidiomycota, Microbotryomycetes, Microbotryales, Microbotryaceae. The record is from the annotation of a GenBank genome assembly.